This is a messenger RNA of Larimichthys crocea (large yellow croaker), 3243 nucleotides long. RefSeq names its product coiled-coil domain 40 molecular ruler complex subunit (gene ccdc40). The transcript has 19 exons. Gene Ontology annotation, biological process: heart looping; epithelial cilium movement involved in determination of left/right asymmetry; axoneme assembly. Lineage: Eukaryota; Metazoa; Chordata; Actinopteri; Sciaenidae. Gene Ontology annotation, cellular component: cytoplasm; cilium. The record is from RefSeq and is a predicted model, not a curated record. Bases 144 to 3059 code for a protein of 971 amino acids.
ACACUUCUUGGCUUGUACUUCGACAAGCUGCCCUGCAUCCGGUCUGCCAUGACAAACGGAAGUUUGAGUUGCCUAGCAACGUCAGUGCGCUUGUUUGUCAGUGAUAGUGCACCGGCGACCACUUGUCCGUCAUCACAGGUCCAAUGCAGAGUGCUGGAGGUGAGCGGGGCGGGGAGGAGGGACGGGAGGAGAGCGUCGGUCCAGAGGGGAGAGACGAAGCAGCGGAGGAGUGUGGAGCCACUGUCCCACCUGCUCAAGAGCAUGGCUCACAGGAUCAGUCCGAUGCCCCUACCCGUCAGCUUCACCCUGACCACGCUGGUGCAAAUGAAUACUCCCCUGCAGCCAUAAAUUCAGAGCAAGAAAAUGUUACUCAGCUGAUGUUGAUACCUCACUUCUCAAACCUUAACACAUCAGAAGACAUGGAGGAUCAGGAGCCACUGCCAGAGGAGGAGGAGGAGGAGGAGGAGUUCAUUCUUCUUGACUCUGAACAUCCCCUGGUCAGAAGACAGCAAGCUGCUCUAAACAACCAGCUCAGCAAACAGCUAGAGAGGAUCAACAUGGGACUGCAGGAAAAGUUGGCACUGGAAAAAGCAGAUACCAACCACAUGCAGCAGGUAAAUAUUGACAUGUUCAGGAUUCAGGAACAGCUGGCCAGGCUCCAGACCAAGCUGGAGGGCCUUCAUCAUUCCAAGGCAGAGGUUGAAGCCAAACAUCAGCAGACACAGGAUCAGCUAGAGGCAAUGAAGGGCCACUUUUCCAGAGUUACCAGCCAGGACAGCAGAGCCAAAGCCAAUGUGUCCAAGCUGCAGGCAGAAAUAGACAACCUAAUGGAGCAUCUCAACUCUACACAAGGAGUCAGUGAAGAUCUGCGCUCUAAUGUCAAAGUCAUGAGAAACACCAGACGCAAAGUGGGAGCUGAGAAGAGCCAGGCCGAAGAGCAGAAAUUGAAGCAGGAUUUGUAUGUAGAGCGCCUGACAAAGGACAUGGAGAGGCUGACAGAGCAGAUAGCUAUGUAUGAAGCCCAGGCCAGUGCCCAAGGAGAGGAGACACAGGCAGCCAAAGAGGCUCUCUCUGAGGCUGAGAUGGAAAUGGAGUCUCUGGUAAUGGCACGCAAACAGCUGCUGCAGCAGUGGAGCAGCAGCCUGGUGGGAAUGAGGAGACGAGAUGAGGCCUUCGGCGCGAUGCAGGAGGCUGUGCGUACUGUCGAUCAUCAGGUGAUCUUGCUGGACAGAGAGAUUGAAGGCUACAAGAGAUCCACUGCUGAAGAGCAAGAGAAAAAUGAGACCCUAACUAUGCAGCUGAACUGGUCCCAGAUGGACGGUGCCACCUCCAAAAAGCUGAUCAGUCAGAAGCAGGCUCAGCAAGAGGCUCUGCAGGCCCACUAUAGCACCUGCCUCCGCACUCUGAGGGAGACAGAGCGCACUCUCGCCAGGCUCUCCAAGGAAAGCAGCACCCACCAGGCUGAAAUGAGCGAUCAGAGGAGGCAGUUUGAGAAGGAAAGUGCUGUGCGUCUGGAGCUGGAGGACAAGAUCAUGACCCACAUGCAGCAGAAGCUCACCCACAACAAAGCCGCUAAAUACUCCCAAAGGCUCACCAGCAAAAUCGCCACACUCAAGAAGGAGAAGAUCUCUCAGUUGUGGCAGCUGGAGAACGAUGUAAAAAUAGUGGGACUGGAGAGCAGCGAGCUCAGCCAACAUCUGGACAGCCUGGCCCUCACCCAGGAGGCCCUAGAUGAGGAGUUCACAAAGUACAAUAAGUUACUGACAUCCAGCGAGGCUAAGGUUUCUUCCUUCGUCACACUCAUCGGGCAGAAGCAGGCCACCAUCGCCAACUAUAAUAAAAAGAUCUAUGAAAUCGCAGCCAGCACUGGGCAUGAGGAUCUGAGUCCUCUGCAAAUAAAGAUAGAGGCGAUGGUUGAUCAGAAUCAGGAGUUGGCAGCGGAUAUCAGGAGUGACAAGCAGCUCUGGAUGAAACGGCAGGGGACUCUAGUAGGACUGACCCAGGAGAUAGAAGCCAACAGCAAGGACAUGUUCAAACUGCAGACAGAGUACACAGCUAUGCGGCAGAAGAAAAUACGCUUGGACAGUCAUAUUGAAGUAGAGCACCGUGAGGCAACAGAGCUGGAGAAGAAUGCAAAGAUGCUGCAAGGAGACCUGCUGAAGCUCAACACCCGGCUGAGCAAGGACGCACAGCUCAGCCUGGCGCUGAAGCAGGAGAACACACUGAUGGAGACGGACUUCCUUCACAGACUUAAGGAGGCUGAGCGGGAGUCCAUUGAGAUGCAAAUGAAACACGAGAAGACCCAGGAGGAAAAAGAGAGACUCCUCAACAGUCUGGUGGAGGCAGAGCGGCAGAUCAUGUUGUGGGAGAAGAAGACCCAGCUUGUGAAAGAGACUCGCUCAGCCGUGGACUCGGAGGUGGGCCAGGGAGACAUCCAGAUGAUGAAGGCUGAAAUACAUCGUAUGGAGGUGCGACUCAACCAGCUGAUGAAGCAGCAGGAGCGACUGCUGAGAGAGAGCGAAGCAACAGUGGCGAGGAGGGAGACCAUCGUCCUGCGCAGGGAGGCCAUGGUCCUGAGCACCCACAAACAGACGACAAAGGGUGAGCUGAACCGCAUCACACAUGGCCUGCAGCGCAAGAUCCAGGACACGCAUAAGCAUGUGGUUGAGUGUGGGGAGGUGAUCAGGGAGCUACAGGAGAACCAGGAGAGUCUGAGCGACAGGCUUGCGCAGCAGAAGCAGCAGGUGCUAGAACUCUGCGGCACCAGCUACAUCCUUGACCCUGAGUUUGUGAAUCUCCAGGACACCAAAGACAGGAACCUUGCCCACCUCGUGGUUCUACAGAGCCGGACCAAAAAGCUGCAGGGGGUGUGUGAGGGCAGCUACCAAACCUCGUCCACCAGCGAAUCCAUUGGAGGUUUUCUGCAGAGCCAGAUGGAGCGUGUGCACGCUGCCAGCACCAUCUUGCACCGCGUGUGUGAGGAGUUCCCUCAGCACCAGGGGGCGCUCCGCAGACUGUCGAGAACUCUGGCAGCAUGGACACAGACCCAGGCGUCCUGAAAGUCAGGGGAAGAUAUAGACAUGACAGUGAGUACAGGAGCAGAGUAAAAAUGAAGGGAAAGAUUAGAUAAGUGAUGACCGGAGAGAAUGAGGUCAAGCAUGUUGAUGUUUGCAUUCAUUUAUGCUUGGAAUGAAAUACUGAUUGUGAAACAGUGUGAUAAAAUAAAGAGUUAUGAAACAGUAA